Messenger RNA from Cimex lectularius (bed bug), 833 nucleotides. Its product is annotated as mpv17-like protein. Bases 168 to 722 code for a protein of 184 amino acids. Gene Ontology annotation, cellular component: membrane; cytoplasm. NCBI's taxonomy places the organism in Eukaryota, Metazoa, Arthropoda, Insecta, Hemiptera, Cimicidae. The transcript is spliced from 5 exons. The record is from RefSeq and is a predicted model, not a curated record.
GAUCAAUUGAGCCUAAUACAGUACAGUCCGUGCUCGGCAAGCCUAUCAGCCAGCGGUUGACUCCAGAAGACCUGUUUUGACGAUAUGCCGACUGUACGAGAGGGCCGAUUCAGCUCAUUGUCAGUCUACAUGCGGAACGUACUGCAGGCCGUACCUCUCGCUUAAACAUGGCGAUGUCGAGGGUCAAGUACAUUUUCCAGAAAUACCCGUUACUCGCCAAUUCCGCUGUGUACGGAGGGAUGUGCGUCACCGCCGAGUUUUCACAGCAGAUGGUCAACAAGCGGUAUUUUGACAGAAAAGAACCCCCUGAGCCUAUUGACAAAGCGAUGCUUGUGAGGUACGCCGUAGUCGGAUCCUGCAUCAAUUCCAAUAUCUUAUAUUUCUGGUUCAUAUGGCUGGAAAGAAAAGUGCCUGGGAAAAGCCUGAAAAGCAUUGCGGUCAAACUCCUUUUGCACCAGUUCCUAAUGACACCACCUUUCCUUGCUGCAUUUUACUUGAGUAUGAGCAUUAUGGAAGGCAAAGACGACCUAUUGGCUGAGCUGAGGGAAAAAUUCGUACCGACAUUCCAGACGAGCUGUGGUUUCUGGCUGCCUGCCCAGGCCAUCAAUUUCCUCGUUGUUCCUCCCAUGGCGCGUGUUGUUUACGUAGCGACGUGCUCGUUCAUAUGGGUAAAUAUACUCUGCUGGAUCAAGAGGACCGAGCUCAAAAGCAACCCCAGCUGAUGACACAGGGCAACAAUUCUGCAUUUAUAAAAUAAAACUUGAUAAAGUUCUACAACCAAUGCAAUAAUGCUGCUUUUGCAUUUAAAUAAAAUUUAUUAUUAUACAUAUAAA